Messenger RNA from Wickerhamiella sorbophila, 2850 nucleotides. RefSeq names its product Coatomer subunit beta'. Gene Ontology annotation, cellular component: COPI vesicle coat. The coding region runs from base 1 to 2850 and encodes 949 amino acids. The record is from RefSeq and is a predicted model, not a curated record. NCBI's taxonomy places the organism in Eukaryota, Fungi, Ascomycota, Dipodascomycetes, Dipodascales, Trichomonascaceae. The transcript has a single exon. Gene Ontology annotation, molecular function: structural molecule activity; protein binding. Gene Ontology annotation, biological process: endoplasmic reticulum to Golgi vesicle-mediated transport; intracellular protein transport; intra-Golgi vesicle-mediated transport.
AUGAAGGUUGACGUCAAGAAACAAUUCCAAGGGCGGUCGUACCGCGUGAAAGGCAUCGAUCUGCACCCGAGCGAGCCGUGGGUUGUAUGUUCGCUUUUCAGCGGCUCGGUGCAGCUGUGGAACUACGAGACGCAGUCUCUGCUCCGCUCGAUCGAGGUCAGCGCGACGCCGGUCCGCGCGUGUCGGUUUAUUGCUCGCAAGAACUGGAUCGUGACUGGCGGCGACGAUAUGCAGAUCCGCAUCUACAACCUCAACACGUUUGAAAAAGUCACCCAGUUCGAGGCGCACGCCGAUUACAUUCGCGCGUUGGCGGUGCACCCGACCCAGCCGCUUUUGCUGUCAGGCAGUGACGACCUGACCGUGAAGUUGUGGAACUGGGACCAGAACUGGCGCAAUGUGGAGACCUUCAAGAGCCAUCAGUCCUACGUCAUGUCGGUGGCCUUCAACCCCAAGGAUGCCAACACUUUUGCGUCUGCGUCCAUGGACCGCACCGUCAAGGUGUGGAGUCUGUCGUCGCCGGUGCCCAAUUUCACCCUGGAGGCUCAUGAGACAAAGGGUGUGAACUUCGUCGAGUACUAUCCGUUUGCCGACAAGCCCUAUUUGUUGACUACCUCUGACGAUGAAACCAUUCGCAUUUUCGACUACCAGUCCAAGUCCUGCGUUGCGACUUUGUCUGGCCACUCGUCAAACGUUUCUUUCGCAAUCUUCCACCCAGAAGCCCCCAUUAUUAUUUCCGGUUCUGAAGACUCUACCAUCAAGAUCUGGAACGCCCGCUCUUACAAGCUCGAGAAAACCGUCAACUUCGGUAUGGAGCGCGCCUGGUGUAUCGCUUCCUUGCCCACUUCUUCUUCCAUUGCUAUUGGUUUCGAGACCGGCCCUCUUAUGCUCCAGUUCGGCUCCAAUGAACCGGCGGCCUCUAUGGACUCGUCUGGAAAACUUGUCUGGGUCAAGCACCUCGAGGCGUUUUCUUCGGUCAUCAAGGCUCGUCCUGAAGCCGACGGCACUGAAGAAGAGACUGCUCUUCAGCUGACUGCCAAAGAUUUGGGCACAGUUGAAAUGCAACCCUCGCAGCUGGUGCAUUCGCCUAAUGGCCGCUUCGUCGCAGUGUGUGGUGACGGCGAGUACAUUGUCUACACUGCGCUUGCCUGGCGUAAUAAGGCCUUUGGCUCAGCUGUUCACUUUGCAUGGGCCCCAGACUCAAAUGCAUACGCAGUUGCCCGUGAUGACGGUACUGUUACUGCGUUCCGUAACUUCACCGAGCUGCCCCAAGACCACUUUGAUAUCGAGUUCCAGGCUACGCGCUUGUGGGGCGGAGCUUUGUUGGCCAUCAAUGGCCAAGGGUUUGUUGCCUUUUACGAUUGGGAGUCCGGUCGCCUCGUGUCGCAGGUCGAUAUGGAUGUGCAAUCAGUGGUCUGGAGCGACUUUGGUGACCUGGUGACCUUGACAUCCGAAGACGAGUUCUAUGUUUUGCGGUUCAACCGCGAUCUGUUUGCCGAGGCUCUUGCUGUUAACGAAAACGUCGAGGAGGGUGUUGAAGGCGCUUUCGAGGUCGUCAACGAGUUCACAGAGCGCGUGCGUUCUGGCCGCUGGAUCGGCGACUGCUUUGUUUACACAUCGGCCGCUAACCGUCUCAAUUACGUUGUUGGUUCAGAGAUUUACAACCUUACUCACUAUGACCGCGAUAUGUAUUUAUUGGGCUACUUGCCGCGUGACAACUCGUUGUAUCUUUGUGACAAGGAUAUGCGAGUUCAUGCUCAGAGAUUAUCCCUUGCCGUCAUUGAGUACCAGACAGUUGUGUUGCGGGGCGAUUUAGACUAUGCUGCUGAGCUUUUGGAAAAGGUGCCUGAUGCUGAACGCAGCAAGGUUGCUCGCUUUUUGGAGGCCCAGGGUCUGGCCGAACUGGCCUUGCAGGUGACCCGUGAUAUGGAUCACCGCUUUGACUUGGCUUUACAGCUCAAUAACCUGCAGAUUGCCGAGGAGGUUGCGGAGUCGCAGGACUCGGCUGCAAAGUGGAAGUCUCUUGGUGACAAGUGGCUUGCCAACUGGCAAAUGCCUAGGGCUGAAUCGUGCUACGCCAAAGCUGGCGACCUCGACACAUUGUUGCUUGUGCAUACGUCGACGGGCAACAAAGCUGCUCUUUCUAGCCUUGCAGCAAAGGCCGUGGAUCAGGGUCAGUACAACUUGGCGUUCAAUGCUUACUGGUUUAUUGGCGAUGUGGACAAAGCGGCCGAUUUGUUGAAUCGCUCUAAUCGCAGCGCCGAAGCUGCUAUGCUUUCUUUAACUUAUGGUGGAGAUGUUCAGGGUAAUGUUGAGAAAUGGAAGGCACAAUUAAAAGAGUCUGGCCGGGAAAAGAUUGCCGAUCUCAUUUGCGAGCCUGCUCAGGAUGCUGAUCGGUUCCCUGCCAAUGUGGGAGGGCGGCUGGCAGUUCGUCCUGUCGAGCCUCUGAUUGACUUGAUUAACACACCAGCCGACACUCCCGAGCCUAAGCGUGAGGUUCAGCCCGAGCCUGCUCAGCCCGAGCCUGCCUACGAACCUGAGCAGGCCUAUGAGUCUGAGCCGGCCUAUGAGCCUGAGCCUGAGCAAGAGCCUGAACUCGAGCAUAACUACAACCAGACCGAGCAAGCCGAGGACUACGAAGAGGAACAACUCGAGCCCGAGUACGAAUAUGAGUACGAGAAGUCCGAGCAGCCAGCACAGCACCAGCCCGAGGAAUUCGACGAACAGUACGACGAGCAAUACCAAGAUCCCGAACAAGAGCUUGAUGACCCCGAGUUCGAAGACUUUGGCGAUGAAAAGUACGGAUUUCAAAACGAAAAAUACGGCUAUGACGCCGAUGACGAUUUAGUAUAA